AAAAAAAAAGAUUUUCUAACUUCUUUCAUUGUCACCACAUAAACUUGACACAGGAUGGAGAAAGAAAUACAAUCAGAUCUACUCCGGCUUUCGAUCUUGAUAGCAACCUCUCUGUCAACGUUAUCAGAGCCUGUUGUACCUGUCAUUCUUGAAGAUGGAAAAUCGACAGAAAAGAGCUCUGAAGAAUUAUCUCAACAAAUUCUUGGCGAUUUGAAAACAUUUAUUACAUCAGUACAAAAGACAUGCACAAAUUUGACAUUGGCUCUUCGACCAAAUGCGAAGCAACUGGAAAGUAAGGAUGCAAAGCCUAAUCCAAUUUCAGGUUUGGACGAUGCAUCUUUGACAGCGGCAAAAGCGCAAAUCAAAACAAUUCUAGAUGAUUGCAUUCCGAAGCUGAUCUUCUUGGCUCGAAAAGCAAGAACUGAAGCAACAAUCUUCCAUUACGUACCUAAGACGGAGGAAGACUUAGCCAAAGAGAAAGCCGAGAAAGAGUUCGUUAAAUCCAAAGGCGGUCAUUUCGUCAUCCCAGCUCAUGCACGCGAAACAGAAAAGCUUGAGAAGAUCCCUGGCAAAGGAUUAGGAAAAGCAUGGUCAAAGAUGGUCUCUUCUGCUGUUUUUGAAUUGCUAGAAUCGUUGGGCGAAUUGAGCAAGUCAUACAUGGACGAUCGGACAAAGGCGGUAUUACAAAAAGCAUCAGCUCAAAGAGACAAAGUGGAUGGUAUAAUUUCUUCACUUGCAGAUGACGAUAUCAUUGUUGCAAAGAAUGCAAAAGAAGCACGUCAACUCGCUUUGCAGGCAACUGCCGUCGUAUGGGAGGUAUGUGAUUCAACACUAAAUGGCUCACGCAAGCUUCUCAAUAACAAUCGCGAAGCUGUUCAAGUCUCAUGGAAAGCACGAUCUGAGGUGUUGAAGGAUGCACUCAGUGAAUUCAAGCAAGCCUUAGUAGAAGGAGAAGACGAAGGAAAAGAUGCAGAAAGCGAAAGUCUAGACGCAGACGAUCCUCUAGCCGCUUUUGAAGCGAAAAAUUUGGAUGAAAACCAGAAAGCUCAAGCAAAGAAGUAUUUGCCAUUCAUCAAAGCAUGCUGUCAAUUCCAUGGAAGUGUUGGAGAGGCAUACCUUUCAAAAGCUUCUUCUGAUGAUUUCGUCGACUUUGACGAUUUAGAUCAAGCGGCAGAAUUCAUUAUCGAAGCUGUUGAUGAUCUCAUUGCUGUUCUUUUGUAUGGGGAUAAUUUGGGUAUUGAAGAAGAGGGAGAAAACGAUGAGGAAGAAGCACAAGCUGAUUUGGAUGAUGCCAAGGAAGACUUGGUUGAUGCUAUCUGUGCUCUUCGUGAUGUCACCAUUCAGGAUAGCAAAACAGGAAGUCGCUUCGAUGAUCAGGUCAAGCAAAUCAAAGAGCUUUGAGAUAUGUUCUUUUUGUUUUUGUAGAUUAUUGCAAAAUGUAUACCCCUUUCAAUGAUGAAUUUUGCCGUUGCAUUG
Meira miltonrushii is the source of this 1476-nucleotide messenger RNA. RefSeq lists its product as uncharacterized. The record is from RefSeq and is a predicted model, not a curated record. The transcript is spliced from 2 exons. Lineage: Eukaryota; Fungi; Basidiomycota; Exobasidiomycetes; Exobasidiales; Brachybasidiaceae. Bases 55 to 1401 code for a protein of 448 amino acids.